CCCGUGAGCGCGCACGUCGCUGUCAGAUCCGCGGUAGGAAGUGCGGAUGGUGAGUGUAUGAAUGUGUCAGCUGCAGUUAAGCGAGAGAAACAGAGUGAUCCGAGGACGGCCGGACGAAGCCCGAGCAGACGAAUGAACAGGAUCCGUCGGAUUUCCUGAAUAGAGGGGUAAACGCUACCGGAUCCGUGGAGGGGGGGGUGGGCCCUUUUGGGCGCCCAGUUGGACGCCCCGUUGGACGCAGAGCCCUGGACACCACGGCCGUGGGCAGUUAGAAGAGGUCAUGGCUGAGAUUUCAGCCCUUACUCCAUCCCCUCCUGGCCUGGGUGACUCCCACAUCCCCCAGCCCCUGCCGAACAGCACUGACCCUCAUCCUCACCCCGUGAGCCCAAAGGACCUUACCCCGCAAACCCCCAAAUCUGCCCUCUAUGGGGACCCUGCAGUGAAAAGCACCACAUGGAGAGGGGCAAAAGAGCCUGCCCGGGAUGGUAAAGGUCCCCCCCCAGCUCCUCCCAAGCCCCCCCCACGGUCAUCCAGGGGGGUGGGAGCGGGCACGGAGGUGCACUCCUGCGACGUGCGGUCCUUGGGCUCAGAGACGCAGCCCUCUGAUCGUGACCCCGCCCCUAGCGUCAGUUCCAGCAGUGAUGUCACCCUGGCAGCCGCUCAGCCCCUGAGCUCCACCCCCACCGCCAGCAGCGACCCCCAUCUUCCUGCGGUUGCAGUCCCUGCUGAGCACACUCCCCCGCUGGGGAACACCUCCCCAAGGCAGCUGCCCCCCCAGACCCAGUCCCAGAGCACCUCCCAUUGCUCCCCCAUCCCCAUCGUCCAGGAGCCUCAGCCCGCCUUCUUCCCAACCACCCCUCUCCGCCAGCCCGCCCCCGACUCCCUCAGCUACUUGGAGUCGGCCAGCCUGAUGUCGGGCACCAUGGAGUCACUGUCAGGCAUUGGGGACGACACCAGCUCCCUGGGCUCUGACUCGGAGGUCAACGGUUCGGUGCUGCGCCGCACCGACAAGUACGGCUUCCUGGGCGGAAAUCAGUACACCGAGACCGGUGAGAAGGAGGUCAGUGUGGACGUGGCCAGGCAGAGGGAGAUGAAAUGGUUAGAGAUGUUUGCCAACUGGGACAAGUGGGUCUCGCGACGUUUUCAGAAGGUGAAGUUGCGCUGUCGGAAGGGGGUUCCCUCGUCGCUCAGAGCCAGGGCCUGGCAGCUGCUGUCCAACAGCCAGGAGCUGCUGGAGACCAACUCUGGGAAGUUUGAGGAACUCGAGAGGGAACCAGGAGACCCUAAAUGGCUGGAUAUCAUAGAGAAGGACCUGCACAGACAGUUCCCCUUUCAUGAGAUGUUUGCUGCUCGAGGUGGACAUGGCCAGCAGGACCUGUACCGCAUCCUGAAGGCCUACACGGUGUACCGGCCAGACGAGGGCUACUGCCAGGCUCAGGCCCCCGUGGCCGCCGUGCUGCUCAUGCACAUGCCUGCGGAGCAAGCCUUCUGGUGUCUGGUACAGAUCUGUGAGAAAUACCUUCCCGGGUACUACAGCGCCGGCUUGGAAGCGAUCCAGCUGGAUGGGGAGAUCUUUUUCUCCCUGCUACGACGUGUCUGUCCCAUGGCCUACCGCCACCUGAAGAAGUUCAAGAUCGACCCCAUCCUCUACAUGACCGAGUGGUUCAUGUGCAUCUUCUCCCGGACCCUCCCUUGGGCCUGCGUGCUGCGUGUCUGGGACAUGUUCUUCUGCGAAGGUGUGAAGAUCGUUUUCCGCGUGGGCCUGGUGCUGCUCAAGCAGAUGCUGGGCUCGGUGGACAAGCUGCGGGAGGUGCAGGGCAUGUAUGAGACCAUGGACCGUCUUCGCAACAUUCCGCCGGAGAGCGUGCGCGAGGACCUGCUGGUGCACGAGGUGACCGUGAUGCCCGUGUCCGAGGCCCUGAUCGAGCGCGAGAGCAGCAUUCAGGUGCGGAAGUGGCGUGAAUCACGGGGCGAGCUGAGUCACCAACCACGCCGCCGCCUGCAUGGCACCCGCGCCAUCCACGAGCUGAAGAUGCGGGCCGCUGCCAUCAGCUCCGGGGGCAGCUUCUCCUACCUGCCCGGCUCCGCCCCCCUGCCAGGGCCCCUGCGCGCCUCAUCCAGCCUGCUCUCCCUCCAGGGCUUCCGCAAGUCCAAGCCUACCUUUCGGCCGCCCAUCAAGAAAGGCGCCUUUAUCGGCUUCGCUGCACUGGAACCGGAGCAGCCGAAGUCGUUCCAGAGCCCCCCCUUCCAGGCCCAGCCGCUGCCACCACAGGCACCGUCCUCCCCGGGCGCCACCGUCAGCGCACUAGCGGGCUCCACCCUCCCGGCUGGUCUGAAGCCGGUGCCCACAGCUGAGGAGGACCCGGCCGUGGCCGAGAAGGGCCCCACCCCUCCCCAAACCCUGAUGGCCUCCCCCAGGGUCGUCUCUGAGCACAUCACCCCCACCCUCCCAUCCCCCGCUGCCAACAAUGUCCCGCUCCCAUUGGUCGUGGAUGGGGGCAAGCCGGGCGCCUCCAGCGAGGUGCCAGCAGGGGGUGCCGGUGAGGAAGAGGGGAAGAAGAAGAAGAAGGGGAAAGAGGAGAAAAAGAAGGGAAAGGAGGAGGAGAAGCAGAGAGUGAAGGAGAAGAAGGAGAAGGAGCGGCAGGAGAAGGAGCGGCAGGAGAAGGAGAGGCAGGAGAAGGAGCGACAGAAGAAGGAGAAGAAGAAGGAGAAAGGAGGGAAGAAAAAAGAAAAAGGAGGGGGCAAGGAGGAAGAAUAGAAGGUGGAGGGAGAGGGAAUGUAAGAGCAGGUAUGCCAAGAGGAGCCUGAAUGAGGAGCUGAACAGUGCAGGUGCAUAAGAGCGGGUGAUGUCAUCAGGAGGAGCCCCCCGGUACCCGUCCCUAACCAGUCAGACGCCUCCCUGUUCCUGCACUGUUGAUCCUGAGAAAUCACAUCUUGGGCUCAUCUCCUUCAUUUUCAUUCGGCUGUGUUAAUUAUCCCGUUGACGGAGACUUUGAACCUGACUGGAGCUGCCAGUGUUUGUAAAUAGACACUAUGGUUCUGUUCACCUUCAUAUCCAAGCCCGGUUCUCCACUGUGUGCUUACGUGGGUCAUAAGACAGGCAACCAGACAAAGAACCAAAAACAUUUCCAGUGAUCCCACUGCAGUACUGGAUGCCUCGUAAGCUGUAUUUACGGAAGGCUGUAUUCUGUGUGUUUAUGCGUUGGUGUGUUUAUACUCACACUGUGAACGUGCCCCCUCACUCUCCCUCUCCCUCCCUCUCUCUCUCUCUCAUGUGCGUGUGAGCGUCUUGACUGUGCCAUUAGAGGAAGGAAAAUAAUCUGGUUGCACACGUCUGUCUGGAUAAAUUGAGACUGGCUGUCGUGUCUAUAAAAAGUCCUGCCAUUUCUCUGUCACAUCCUCUUGCUUUUUUUAAAUAAUUGUCAUUUUUCUUCCUCUCCUCUGGCUCAGUUGAAGAGCACAUUGUCUGGCCAAAAACAGUCUGGAUGCCACCUCCUCCUUCCCGAACCCUGUAGUUCAGAGGAGGCCGGGCGAGGCCAAGCCUGCCGGGCUUUCUUUAUGUUCUAGCCAAACCCGCCAGUGUGUUUGACACUCAAACCCUCUUCCAUGGGCUGUGAAGGAGCACUGAGACGAUCUAGACGGUCUGACUCUGUACUGCCCCCCACUGCCGGAGGUACCCAAGCACAUCUAGGUUGAAUUUGGCAGAUCUCCCAUGAAGCGUUAGUUUUGUAUAUAUAUCAGCACUUGUAUUAUAUUUAUGUAGAAAUUAAUUCAGUGAACCAGAGAAUGAUAUAUGAGGCAAAGGUUUUCAUAUUUUUAUUUUAUUAUGGAGAACUGGAAUGACUGGAAUAAUGGCAGGUUCUGAGAGUCCCGCGGACUGUUUUAUACAUUUUUUUUUCUUUUUUUUUGUGUGACGCGGCUUGAGCCUUGGGAACAUUGUUUUGUUUGUUUUUUGUUUUUUUCUUUUAAAUCUUGCACAAAAAGGCCUUUCUUGUUCUUGUGGGUAGUUGUUGCCUGCUUGGUUCACUGCAGAUCAGAGACUUGUGGGUCCUCCUGCACAUCUCAGCUUGGGUAUAUUUUCUCAAACCCUGCUGACCUACCCCUUUCCAAUGAGCAGCCUGUCUGAUCUCCCCCAUGGCUAAUGAGCGGACUGUCUAACCUCCCCCAUGGCCAAUGAGCGGACUGUCUAAUCUCCUCCAUGGCCAAUGAGCAGACUGUCUAAUCUCCUCCAUGGCCAAUGAGCAGCCUGUUUAAUCUCCCCCAUGGCCAAUGAGCAGACUGUCUGAUCUCCCUGAUAGCCAAGUUCUUCCUGUAUUAAGCUUUGAUCAGUGUUUCAACAAUUCCCAUUUAUUUAGAAUUAAAACCGUGAAGUUUAUGUAUAGCAUGGUGUGUUAGUGCAUUAUUGAAUGAAUUGUCUUUUUUUGUUUUUAAUUUAACAGUGUUGAUUUAUGUAGAGGUCACAAUGCCAAAGGUAGAUUUCAUGAGGGCAUUUCGAAAGGCUUGUGGGGGGUAAGUGGUAUGAGCUGGGAGGCUCUUGACGGCCACAUCUUAUAGGGGGUUGUGAAUUUUAAGCUGUCCAGGAGGGUCUUCACCCAAACUCAAUAUACUCCUGAUUAUCUCAAGCCUCUUUAGGCUGUGUAACAACCUGCUAUUCUCACUUAUGGUAUUCUCUCCUCCUUUACCUUGCUAUCUUUUGCGCCCAGCAAUACCCCAGUUAAAGAGACAAGCAGCCAUCUUCAUGUCAGGCAAGCAAGGCAGCAGAGGAAUGGGCUAAAUCUUAUUUUAUUGAGAAAAUGUCAGCGCCGGUUGCGUCACACUGCAUUUUGACUGAAAUCAAGGGUUUACAGUAAAUACUGUAAAUCGCCGAUUGCAGUGACACUUUAAUCAUCUCCUGUUAGCUGUAGUCUGUUACGGUGAUAUGCAAAGGUCCUCCUCACCUAACGGCAAGGUGCCCCCGCUCUCUCCUCUCGGCCGUCUUCCCUCCAUGGUAGGCCUCUUGCCUGGGAAGCAGGAGGACAGGGGGGGAGUCAAGACCCCGGCCGUGUCACUCCCACGGUUAUGGAAUCUGAAGCCCCCCAUUCUUUUGCACUCCUCGCGUUCUGACGGACCGGUCCGGAUGAUACUAUGCAUCUGAAACCAAACCCGGAUUCCCGCCUUUCUGACGAGCAGUGUGGCCUCUACGCCCUGCUCCAUCUGGUACCGACCCGCAGACAAGAGCUUCUGGCCCUUGGUCAUAUGACGCAGGAAGAGCUCGUUCCCUAGUGCUGGACACAGAACUUUCUAGCUCUCAAGUGUUUUUCUGUUCCGAGUCUUGAUCAGCAUCGUUAUUAUUAUUAUUAUUAUUAUUAUUAUUAUUAUUGCCUGCUUUGUCGUCUCUUCCCCUCAUCAUUUUAAAUCUGACUCUUCUCGGUCAAACAUUCGGAAUGGCGUAAGAACAAUAAGUUUGUCCGCUUGGUUUGAGGGAGGACUGGGCUGUAGGUGGGAAGAUAGAUAUACCUGUAGGCAUUGGGACCAAAUGAAGUAAAACUGGAAUGACUCCAUGUUUUGUUUUAAAUGACUGUUGUACUUAUUUUUAUUUUAAUGGUCUUUUUGUAUUUGUGAAUUUCCUGUGUGUUUUAAAGUCCUCAGUAAACCGUAAUUACUCAAAAUGAAAAUAGUGAAUAAUAAAUCAUUCCUUAACUACAGGAGAUGAAUCAGAAUGAAACAUACUUACAUUGUAAUGAUGAUGCUGAUGACACCGUUGAUGAUGAUGAUGAUAGUUACAAAUAAUAAAUAAUAUAUUAAGUCUUA
Molecule: messenger RNA, 5790 nt
Organism: Brienomyrus brachyistius
Lineage: Eukaryota; Metazoa; Chordata; Actinopteri; Osteoglossiformes; Mormyridae
Product: TBC1 domain family member 10A-like
Exons: 11
Coding region: 281-2758 (825 amino acids)
Source: RefSeq, a predicted model, not a curated record